Molecule: messenger RNA, 2250 nt
Organism: Pungitius pungitius (ninespine stickleback)
Lineage: Eukaryota; Metazoa; Chordata; Actinopteri; Perciformes; Gasterosteidae
Gene: hoxc6a
Product: homeobox C6a
Exons: 2
Coding region: 627-1334 (235 amino acids)
Biological process (GO): anterior/posterior pattern specification; regulation of transcription by RNA polymerase II
Cellular component (GO): nucleus
Molecular function (GO): RNA polymerase II cis-regulatory region sequence-specific DNA binding; DNA-binding transcription factor activity, RNA polymerase II-specific
Source: RefSeq, a predicted model, not a curated record
ACACACGCAUACAAAACAUAAACUCACAAACUUCGCUCAAUUGGUUUGAUAGCUGAUUCCAUGCACUCUCUGCCACCUCUGGAAUUGUAUGUAUGUGUUUUUAUGCAAAUGUUUCGGCUUGGUUUGAAUGUGAUCACUGCACCGAAUGACAUUGCCCACGUUUUAUAUCAUACUUCACCCCCAAACACCACAUAAUGUGAAACUAAAGUCAAAAAUGUCUCAUCCAGGCAAGCUUAUAGCGUGCCACUCCAACUGCGUGGCGUGUUUAUCGGCAUUUAGCGCUAAUGUUCAAGCGCGGAGCUAAAAGCUACAGUUUCUCCUCAACUCCUGCCUUUCAAUUGGUGGAGACUGGUCAGCUGACGUUGUCAUAUUGUCUCUCACCGAGCCAAGCCUCGGCUAUAACACUCGGGUUUGUGCGUCUUAACCGGAGAUUGGAAAUUAAUAAUAUCGAAUCCUCAAAGUAGCCCACGUCCAGUUGGAGAAGCAGAAAGUCGACAGAAAAAAAGAAGACCUUGGAGAAAGGUGUGGUUGGUUGACACAGACGCGAAGGAGAUUUACUGAGAACGAGAUUGAAGAGAGACCGAUAAAGAAGUGGGGAGAGUUGGAGAGAGGGUUACAGGCAAGGUAUGAAUUCGUAUUUCGCGAACCCGUCGCUCUCCUGCCAUUUAUCCGGUGGUCAAGACGUUUUGCCCAACGUACCCCUAAACUCCACCACCUAUGACACAGUCAGACAUUUUUCCUCGUACGGCGCCGCCGUGACCCAGAAUCGGAUAUAUGCACCUUUCUACUCUCCUCAAGACAAUGUCGUGUUUGGGUCUGGCAGGGCACAGUACGAAUACGGAUCAAACGUGUUUCUUCAGGACAAGGACGUGCUGCCGAGUUGCAGACAAACAAACAUGGGACUCAAUACACAAAGCCACAUUGCUCAAGAGUACAGUUUGGACCAAGGAAGAGCAGGAGCGCAGGAUCAGAAAACCAACAUCCCGAUCUACCCGUGGAUGCAGCGAAUGAACUCACACAGCGCAGGAGUGGGCUACGGGACAGACAGGCGCAGAGGACGUCAAAUAUACUCUCGUUACCAAACUCUUGAGCUGGAGAAGGAGUUUCAUUUCAACCGCUACCUGACCCGGCGCAGACGCAUCGAAAUUGCAAAUGCGCUUUGCUUAACGGAGCGGCAGAUCAAAAUCUGGUUUCAGAACCGACGUAUGAAAUGGAAGAAAGAGAGCAACCUGACCUCCACGGUGACUGGAAGUGAACAGACAGGAGCCUCUCCGGAGGAGGAAAGCAAUGGCGCAAUGGAAGAACAGAAAGACGAGGACAAGAAAAAAGAAUAGCUUAGAAAGAAAUCACAGGGGAGAACACCUGAUGACCAUUUAAACCCAACAUAACUACCUAAAAAAAAAUCUGUAUGGAUUUAAGAGCGACUUCACUGCAUGAUGACUACCGCAGCUCUCCCACUUAUAUCCCAUAUUGACGACAGGAGUGUUGAGCCUUAGAAAUCCAGAUUAUUUCAGCCACAGAUUGUCCCCCCGUGACUCUCGUGGGAUGCUGAUUCUGUUUUAUUGCAAUGUCACACUUGUAUUGUGAAAAUAAAAAUAAGUAUUCAUUUCUACGUGAUUUUUCAUGCCAGUAAAAUCUGUGUAUUUAUCCCCCCACAGCCCAUCCAUCACUGUGAACUCUUUGAUCACCUCACCAACUACAUUGUUGGUCAGACUUUACUCAAUGUUGUACAUGCACAUUCCACGGAGGAAAAGGGAAGGACGGGCGGGCACUGCUUUUCACCACAGUAUUAUAGUAGCUAUAGGAGACCUAUUUUAAUCGUUUGCCAAAAGGUGUCCUGCACAAACAUGAAACUUGCACGGACUUAGACCACAGUCCACACACCAACAGCUGUAAUGCCUGUAAAUAAGCAAAGUAACAAUAUACCAUGUUAAUCCCGUAAGGACGUCUUAGCCGCUUUGAUCGACACUGCAUUAAAUAAAAUUGCGCUUUGCCCCCCAUUUUGUUUUUAAUUCCACACCAUAGGCUCUCAUUGCGAAACAGAUAUGUACACUAGUAAUUAUUGGCUUCUGUUUGGGAGUUACGAAUUCAUGUUUUGUCAUAAUUGUGUAUCAUGUAAUAAAGUGUUUGCAAAAAUGUCACCCUCGUCUUGUGCUUUAGGGAGCAUCACAUAGGGUCAAAUGAUCGUAUAAAAGAUGUGUUGAUUUAGACACCAACCUAAGUACGUGUUUGUGGGAACUUGUUUGACAU